Seriola dumerili (greater amberjack) is the source of this 2976-nucleotide messenger RNA. Its product is annotated as MOB kinase activator 1B. The record is from RefSeq and is a predicted model, not a curated record. The coding region runs from base 272 to 922 and encodes 216 amino acids. Gene Ontology annotation, biological process: positive regulation of protein phosphorylation; hippo signaling. Gene Ontology annotation, cellular component: cytoplasm; nucleus. Gene Ontology annotation, molecular function: protein kinase activator activity. Lineage: Eukaryota; Metazoa; Chordata; Actinopteri; Carangiformes; Carangidae. The transcript is spliced from 6 exons.
UUCAGUACGCUGCUGCCUCUCAGCGUACAUAGCAGCAACCACUGGACCGGGCUGUCUGUGAAAUUUACCUGUUUUUUUCACACUACCGCGUGUUUACUUCUGGUACAGUAAGAGUUAUUGUGGAUUUUUCACAAGGACCAAUUAAGGAAGCCCGAGAAGAACCGAGGACGUGUGGGGAAAACAGAGUUUCGUGAAACAGUCCCUUUGGUCUGCCUCUACUCUGCUUGUUAGCCAUUUGCCAAGAGAGUUAUUUUCUGGGGCCCGAGGAAACAUGAGCUUUCUUUUUGGAAACCGUUCAUCCAAGACGUUCAAACCCAAGAAGAAUAUCCCGGAGGGUUCUCAUCAGUACGAGCUGUUGAAACAUGCUGAGGCUACACUGGGAAGUGGAAACCUGCGCAUGGCAGUCAUGUUGCCGGAGGGUGAAGACUUAAAUGAAUGGGUCGCAGUCAACACUGUGGAUUUCUUCAACCAGAUCAACAUGCUGUAUGGCACCAUCACAGAUUUUUGCACAGAGGAAAGCUGUCCAGUCAUGUCUGCUGGUCCUAAAUAUGAGUACCAUUGGGCUGAUGGGACCAACAUCAAGAAGCCCAUCAAAUGCUCCGCUCCCAAGUAUAUUGAUUACCUCAUGACCUGGGUGCAAGACCAGCUCGAUGAUGAGACACUUUUCCCUUCAAAGAUCGGUGUCCCCUUUAAGCGCAACUUUAUGUCCGUGGCGAAGACCAUUCUGAAGCGCCUGUUCAGGGUCUACGCCCACAUCUACCACCAGCACUUUGACUCUGUCAUGCAGCUGCAAGAAGAGGCCCACCUCAACACGUCGUUCAAACACUUCAUCUUUUUUGUUCAGGAGUUCAACCUCAUUGACAGGAAAGAGCUGGUCCCACUACAGGAGCUGAUUGAAAAACUGACAACAAAGGAUAGAUAAACAGCAGUGUAAUCCUUAUUUUAUUGGUCUUCUAGUUUUUGCACAGAUACCCACCCCACCCUGGCUGUACGUAUGCAGUAUAUACUAUAUUUCCAUUUGGGGAAAUGUUUUUAAAAAAGGCCAGGAAGAAGGAAGGGUCUUGAUAGGUUUAAGGCACCAGGACUAAUGCUAUCAGGGAUAAAACACUUAAUUGAACAAACUACAGAUUAACAUAAUAGAGAAAUGGUUUUAGCUGUAUGGAAAAAUCCCCAGUGUUCACUCAUGGCUUACUUUUGGGAUAGUAUAGGCAUAUUAGUUUUCUAUUAGACUGCACAGAUUUUUUUUUUCCACUUGGAUUUAUGGCGACACGAGGCAUUUCCAUGCUCUUAGAUUCCUAUUUCCAACUCACCCACAGGGGAGAAUACAGUGGAAGUAAAGUUGCUGUAUCAUAAUAGGAGGGUUUUAUUGGUGUUAUGGCAAGAAUUUAAGCCUUUUAGCCAAUUCAACAGGAGUUGUUAGUUAUUUUAUUCAUUAAUCUACAUGGAAGGAGCUGGGUUGCAGUUUGCUACUGUUCACAUCUGUAAUAGCCCUCACAUCUGUAUCUUUCAAUACAAAAGAAUCCUAAGUGCCUAGCAUGGCUCAUAAUUGCCCUAUAUAAACAGUGAGAACUGUAAGAAGAUAAAGGCCAUAUACCACUGACACGUUGGACACAGCAUUAAAUUUUCCUCUCCACCUUCCUUUUAAUUUUCUGUUUCUCCAGUCCCUCUUACAUCCCUUUUCUAUUUGUACCAUAACUUGGUUCAAAAAUAAUUUUCUCUGCAAAACCAUCUCCUCAUCAAACGUAUCCUUAUGUAGUUACAAAGUCCCUUCGCCAACUGUUCUGUGCAGGUAAUGAUAAAUGAAUGUUUUGAAGGACAUAUAAGUGAGGCUAGAAUAUUGUCAUGUUGUAGCAGGGACUGAAAUUUAAUUUAACUUUUAGCAUUUUCUAGUAACAUGUUCCUGUGUGCUAGUUUUUCCCCAAAAAACUUAUAAGUAGAAACACAGUUUAGGAAAGGUCUGCAAGGGAUCUAAAACCUUAAAGUGUAUUUUAAGGUAAUUGAAUAGUUGUAGAUAAGUGUGUGACAACCUCAACUGUUUAAAAAUAACAGCAUUUUGAAUCAGAUUUUGAGACAUCCCUUGUUAUCUCGCUAGCCAUAAAGCACUUUGAACAAUUUUCCUGACCUCUCUUGCCUGAAUGUUUAUUCUGCAUAGACCGUGCUUUGUGAGAAGCUGUAUCAUGUGACUGAUCAUAGUUUGGUUCCUCUCUUAUUUCCCCAAAUGAAUGUUGAAUUGCUUAACCUCCUCUGAAAUCAGCUAUAAGGCACAAGUGAGAUUUCUUUUGUUUGGUUUGAGUUGUUUGUUGCUGUGCUUCAAACAGCAGAUGCAUGUACCCUUCCCCCGAAUCUCAAAGUGUAGUUUACUAUGCAAUAAUUGACAACACUAAAAGGGUUACCAGUUGGCUCAUUCAUACUUUAUAUCCAAUGUUCAUUUUCUUUUAUUGUGCUUAACUUCUGGUGUAGGUUAAAAAAUAGAUUUGCUUCUCAUUCAGGUUUGGUUUCAGAAAAAGGUGACAUGAACAUUUUAUAUCUGAAAUUUGUCAAAGAGGUGUAAUACUUCAUUGCACACAUGUAAAUACUGAGGGUUAGACCUGUCUUAAGAAUAAUUUUCAGAGAGCAUGGAGUGGUAGCUUUGGGUUAAAAGAAUGCAUUGAGUCUUUUUAGAGGCUGCUUCCCCUUCCCCUAUUUGGAUAUUAAAUUUUGUUUGUUUUAAUUGUUGAGUAUCUGUUUCCACUUCCUUAGCUAACUAUUAUGAAUGUUACUGCUCAUCAGAUACCUGAAAAUGUAAUAGAAAAUCAGUCAUCCUGAUGCAUCUCAUCCUUAUGAAAUGCCCGUAACAUAGCCUAUUGCCUACAGUUUUUCCUCCUUGACUGUAAUAAUUGAUGAAAUGUUUGUAAAUAUUGGCUUGGUAGGGGUUUUCGAUGCUACUGAAUUGAUUUAUGCUGUUUACAAGGCGAAUAAAGGUGGUCUUGACUCUUU